This is a messenger RNA of Oncorhynchus gorbuscha (pink salmon), 924 nucleotides long. RefSeq names its product leucine-rich repeat extensin-like protein 3. The record is from RefSeq and is a predicted model, not a curated record. The coding region runs from base 1 to 924 and encodes 307 amino acids. Lineage: Eukaryota; Metazoa; Chordata; Actinopteri; Salmoniformes; Salmonidae. The transcript has a single exon.
AUGACCAAGGACAGCAAGGCAGCACCUCAGUUCAGCGCAACCGACCGCCACCCAUCCGCCACCCCUCCGCCACCCUCCGCCAGCCCUCCGCCAGCCCUCCGCCAGCCCUCCGCCACCCCUCCGCCAGCCCUCCGCCACCCCUCCGCCACCCCUCCGCCAGCCCUCCGCCAGCCCUCCGCCACCCCUCCGCCAGCCCUCCGCCACCCCUCCGCCACCCCUCCGCCACCCCUCCGCCAGCCCUCCGCCACCCUCCGCCACCCCUCCGCCACCCCUCCGCCAGCCCUCCGCCACCCCUCCGCCAGCCCUCCGCCAGCCCUCCGCCACCCCUCCGUCACCCCUCCGCCAGCCCUCCGCCACCCCUCCGCCAGCCCUCCGCCAGCCCUCCGCCACCCCUCCGCCACCCCUCCGCCACCCCUCCGCCAGCCCUCCGCCAGCCCUCCGCCAGCUCUCCGCCACCCCUCCGCCAGCCCUCCGCCAGCCCUCCGCCACCCCUCCGCCAGCCCUCCGCCAGCUCUCCGCCACCCCUCCGCCAGCCCUCCGCCAGCUCUCCGCCACCCCUCCGCCAGCCCUCCGCCAGCCCUCCGCCAGCUCUCCGCCACCCCUCCGCCAGCCCUCCGCCAGCCCUCCGCCAGCCCUCCGCCAGCCCUCCGCCAGCUCUCCGCCACCCCUCCGCCAGCCCUCCGCCAGCACUCCGCCAGCCCUCCGCCAGCCCUCCGCCAGCCCUCCGCCAGCCCUCCGCCAGCCCUCCGCCAGCACUCCGCCAGCCCUCCGCCAGCCCUCCGCCAGCCCUCCGCCAGCCCUCCGCCACCCCUCCGCCACCCCUCCGCCAGCCCUCCGCCACCCCUCCGCCAGCCCUCCGCCACCCCUCCGCCACCCCUCCGCCAGCCCUCCGCCAGCCCUCCGGCAGCCCUCCGCCAGCCUUAG